AUGAUUCUUAUUUUCCUUCUAACUACAAUUCUUGCUGUUUUGAUUGUCAGACAAUACAAAAGAGCCCGUAAACUACCACCGGGUCCGAUGGCUUUACCAAUAAUUGGAAAUAUUCCACAACUGGUUUACCAGUCAUGGAAACAUAAAGGAAUAGUUCCAGCAUUCGAAUUUUUCCGGAAGCAAUAUGGAAAUGUAUUCACACUAUGGCUGGGCCCGUUCCCUCAUAUCAGCAUCUCCGACUAUGAAACCAAUCAUGAAGUCUUUGUGAAGAAUGGAAACAACUACAAAAAUCGGCUCUUGCCACCCUUGUUUGAGCAUUUCAAUGCUGGUUUUGGAUUGCUAUUCGCUAAUGGAGAGAUUUGGACGGAGAUGAGAAGAUUCACAAUGCUUACUUUAAGAAACAUGGGAGUUGGAAGAGAUAUUAUGGAGCAAAGAGUGCUGGAGGAAAUUGAUGCAAGAUGCGCUGAACUGAACAAAGAAGAAGUCGACGGAAAGAUAAUCGUGAAUCACGGAGAAUUCUUAGAUCUUAUGGUUGGAAGUGUCAUCAACAGCAUUCUUGUCGGGAUACGCUUCGAUGAACAUAACAAGAACGACUUCUUCCAUCUCAAACAUCUUACUCACCAACUAAACGAUGUUUUCACCAUCUUCGACAUGAUGGCUCCUGUAUGGAUUGUUAAAAACUUUUUCCCGAAACGCUAUGCAAAAACUAAGUCAGGCAUGAAUGCAGUUAGUGAUUACAUCGGUCGAGUGGCUGAGCAAAGAUGGGAAGAUGUCAAAUCUGGAAAGUAUGUUUUGAAUGAAGAAAACCCAAAGGACUUUGUUGAUGCAUUCUUUAUAAAAAUGGAGAAAGAAAACAAGAAUGGUGGUCACCCAGCAUAUACAAUAAAGUCUCUGAAGUACGUUCUUUCGGAUCUCUGGUUAGCUGGUCAUGAUACUACAGCUGUUACACUGACCUCUGGUUUUAAUCAAUUUAUGAAUCAUCCUGAAGUGAUGAGAAAAGCGAAAGAAGAGCUUAUGAGAGUCACCAAUAAUGGAUCAAAAUCUUUAAGUCAGAACGACCGAAUUGAAACUCCAUAUUUCAAUGCAACAGUGGCUGAAAUUCAGAGACAUGCGUCGGUUCUUAACGUGAACUUUUGGAAAACCAGCGAUGCUCCUACGACAAUAAACGGAUACCAACUGGAUUCUGGAGAAAUUCUCACAGCUCAACUCGGUGGUUUACAUGCGAAUGAAAAUAUUUUCAAGGACGCAGACAAAUUCAAUCCGGAUAGAUUCCUGGAGAAUGAAAAACUGCUACACCAGCUCAUACCAUUUGGUAUCGGGAAACGAUCAUGUGUUGGAGAGAACUUGGCUAGAAGUAAUUUGUAUUUGAUGUUUGGCAAUCUGUUGCUCCGUUACGACAUCAAACCACACAAAAAAUUGCCGUCGACAGCCGAUCAACUGCCAUAUACUUCUGCUAAAAUUCCAGAUAGAUCCGUUAAUCUUGAAUUUGUUCGUAUUUAA
Caenorhabditis remanei is the source of this 1500-nucleotide messenger RNA. RefSeq lists its product as uncharacterized. The coding region runs from base 1 to 1500 and encodes 499 amino acids. Gene Ontology annotation, biological process: xenobiotic metabolic process. Gene Ontology annotation, cellular component: cytoplasm; intracellular membrane-bounded organelle. The record is from RefSeq and is a predicted model, not a curated record. The transcript has 5 exons. Gene Ontology annotation, molecular function: heme binding; iron ion binding; oxidoreductase activity, acting on paired donors, with incorporation or reduction of molecular oxygen, reduced flavin or flavoprotein as one donor, and incorporation of one atom of oxygen. Lineage: Eukaryota; Metazoa; Nematoda; Chromadorea; Rhabditida; Rhabditidae.